Molecule: messenger RNA, 1659 nt
Organism: Serpula lacrymans var. lacrymans S7.9
Lineage: Eukaryota; Fungi; Basidiomycota; Agaricomycetes; Boletales; Serpulaceae
Exons: 8
Coding region: 142-1500 (452 amino acids)
Biological process (GO): seryl-tRNA aminoacylation
Cellular component (GO): cytosol
Molecular function (GO): ATP binding; serine-tRNA ligase activity; tRNA binding
Source: RefSeq, a predicted model, not a curated record
GUGUCAAGCAAUCCUCAGAACCAUCAGUCAUCCUUUAUCCCGGUCCAAAGCUACAAUAUCCUGAAAACAAUCUCGGCUUUGAAAGUGUAUUCGAUCUCGAAGUAAACCUGGAUAUCGCGAUACACAUUUAAGUAAAGCGUAAUGACUCUCGACGUGACCAGUUUCAUAGAUGGCAAGGGUGGAAACUCGGAGGAGAUUAGGGAAUCGCAGAGAAAACGCGGCGAAUCGGUCGAGCUUGUCGAUGAAGUGAUACAAAUGUAUGCAGAUUGGGUCAAGAUGGAUUUUGAAACCAAUGCACUAAGAAAGAAUAUAAAUGCAGUACAAAAAGAUAUCGCUGCUAAGAAGAAGGCAAAAGAACCUGCAGAUGAGCUGGUAGCCGCUAAAAAAGAACUGGACGCGCAAGUAGAGGCGAGACGUCGCGAGGCGAAGGAAUUCGAACUACGGAUGCGACAGAAAGCAAGUACUGUAGGCAACAUCGUUGGCAGGAACGUCCCCGUCAGCCAAACAGAGGACGAUAAUGUGACGAUACGAACGUGGCAUCCCGCUGGUCCAAAUGAACAAGUGGAGAAAAAGACUGACAUAAUGCCCCAUCAUGAAGUCCUACUACGACUAGAUGCGAUGGAUCUUGAUCGAGGUGCCAAGAUCGCGGGACACAGAGGCUACUUCUUGACCGAUGACGGUAUUGACUUAAAUCAAGCCAUGAUCAUGUAUGCACUCGACUUUCUUCGAAAGCGCGGGUACAAAAAGAUACAGCCACCUUUCAUGAUGAACAAGGACGUUAUGGCCAAGACCGCACAGCUCGACCAAUUCGAUGAGGAGUUGUACAAGGUCAUCGCGAGCGAAGACGAGAAGUACCUCAUUGCCACCUCGGAACAACCCAUCUCGGCCUUCCACUCGGAUGAGUGGUUCGAGGACCCAAAAACGCAACUUCCGCUCCUUUACGCCGGUUAUUCGACUUGUUUCCGAAAAGAGGCAGGCUCAGCAGGACGGGAUAUGUGGGGUAUUUUCCGUGUGCACCAGUUUGAGAAGAUUGAGCAGUUUGUGCUGACGGCGCCCGAGGAGAGCUGGGAGAUGCUCGAUAGGAUGUUGGGGAACAGCGAAGCAUUCUAUCAGAGUCUUGGGCUACCCUACCGCGUAGUGGCGAUAGUCAGUGGUGCGCUGAACUUGGCGGCGGCGAUGAAGUAUGAUUUGGAAGCUUGGUUCCCAUUCCAAGGCGCAUAUAAGGAGCUGGUGUCGUGCUCGAACUGCACGGAUUAUCAGAGCAGACGGCUUGAAGUUCGGUGUGGACUCAAGUCGAAGGAUCAACAAAGGAAAGUGUACGUUCAUAUGCUCAACGGCACGCUCUGCGCAACUGAGCGUGCCUUAUGCUGCCUCGUUGAGAACUAUCAGACUCCUGAUGGGCUGGUAAUACCCGAGGUCCUUCGGCCGUAUAUGCAAGGUCGUGACUUCUUGCCAUGGGUCAAGGAAUUACCCAAAGGAUUGCAGAAAAAGCAAGCAUAGAGGUUCGAGAUGUGAGAAGGAUGGCCGAGAUCUUAGGUGAUAAUGGAACGGGAAGUCUGCUGUACAGGAUGUAAUUUUCUGUUUAUAUGUUAGAUUCACUACAACAUCGGUGCUUUGUUUAGAAGGAAAACAGAAAUAGGGUCGCCCAUUAAACCAGAU